GGGAAAGCGAACCUGCCUAUCGCCGCCACCGCCGGCGUCGUAACCAUCGACGGUGCUGCGCGCGCGCGCGCGCCCACACAGCACCACGACGGCUUCCACCUUUAGUCGUUCAGCUGACUCCAGUCGUAUACGACUGUCGUUUAUCGCGUCUUUUUUACCUCCCUUCCCCUCUCAAAUUUGCGAUUCGUUUCGAAGGAUCCUUAUCGAAGUAAAAUUCAAACACAUAGAAUCGUUAUCGUGCGAAAUAUUGACAUAUUUUAAUUUCUACUUUUUCGUUGAACUUUUUCUUGUGUGAGAAGGAAGACGUCCAGAGAUGAGCCAAAGCUUCGGACUCUGAUUCGACGUUAAUCGGAACAGAAUGACGUUGGACGUUUUCUACGUCGACUACGACAUUUGACAAAGUGCUCAAUCCCUUUUUUCUUCGCCAAAGACAGACGGAGAGAGAGAGAGAGAGAGAGAGAGAGAGAGAGAGAGAGAGAGAGAGAGAGAGAGAGAGAGAGAGAGAGAGAGAGAGAGAGGGAGAGGGAGAGAGAGAGAGAGGGAUAGAGAGGGAGAGUGAAGGAGAGAGGAAGGGGAAGGAUGGUAGGAUGAUCAAAGUUGAUAAUCGUCGAGAGAAAACGUGCCUCAAUAUUUUUUUGCAGCCAUCUCGUGAGCGUGCUCGCCGAAUGAAAAAAGGAACAAACUCAGAGUUCGUUGUCGCAUCGAUUCUUUCGAGAAACCUUCUCACCGACACACCGUUCUCUUUAUUUUUCCUAAAAGUAAACAUUUUUUUCGUGUAUAACGCGUUUUGUUAGCCUUCGUUAACGGCGAUAGGUACAAUAUCGGGCACUCUCCGUACGUCAGUGCACGUUACCAGUGCGAUGGAACUCGUUCGACGGGAUCAUACAUGAGAUACGGUAGAGUUUCAUUUUCUCCUGGUCGAAAUUAGGUCAGUCCCUAGACGUAUCGACAACGCAACGAUUGUCCUUUUCUUCUCGUCGCGAACGAAAAGGGAAUAAGCGUUUUUGGUGAAAAAUUAUGCAGCUUGAUCUCGUUCGCAUCGAGGCUAAAAGUCGUAAAGUCGUUAAUUAAUUCGCUUCAAGGUGAUGUUUAUGUACUUGCUCGAGACGUUUACGUUUUUUCCCAACGACAGUCUGGAACGCGAGAACACGAGAACACGUUGACUAUUAAUAAACGAGGAUCCUAUCGAAAAGAAUCAAGGAUCCCUAUGAUUUAUGUUCUUGUCGUAAAGCACGGCAGUGCAAUUUACAUGAUAUUAAAAUGAUCUCCAUCUAUAGACGCACAUAUGUAUACAUGUAGAUGACAUAGUUUCUAACAGGUGGUGCGGUCGCGCGUAUAUAAGCUUCAAGGAAAUGUUGUCUAGCGCGAAUGUGUAAAUUCACGCGGACGUUUCCCUUUUCUUUUUUCUUUCUUAUCCACCCCAUUCUUUCUGUCUUUCUCUCUGUUGUUCUUUGUUCCUCUAGAUUCGUCCAACCUAAUGCGGCUAUCUUUUGCUCUCCUCUACGGCCGGUGUCUAGCCGGUGUGUCUUUUCAUGCCAAUAAUAAAAAGCCACGUGCUGCCGUUGGUCUUUCGCGGCGGAGCAAAUGUUACGUAAGACGACUCGACGGUAUCGUGGAAAAUGCGAAUGACGACAAAGCGUCCUUUCUACGGACGCGAACGUGCCAUCCGAAUAAUCGAGAUGACAAAAUUAGGCGAACUAAUCGUACCUAUCUCUUUUUUAUCGCAGUCCCAUCGACCUACAUGUCUAUGUCUGAACUUUUCAGAGCCUUAGCGAAAGCGGAACUCCUAUGGGAAAAGUUUCGAAAAGCGCUAGCGAUGAUUCCAAGGCGAUGAAUCGAAGGACGAGAUAUCAUGAGACACGAAAACGGUUGAAGGGCAGCGCGUGCACGCGAUAUAAUAAGAGGCAGGGCAGAUGAAAAGAUGAGAAAAUGAAGAAGAAAGAGAGGCGUUUCUAAUUGGAGAAUGAGCGGUUUUUUCAACUCACUCAAAAACCUCGCGUCGGCAGCCGCGUACGCAGGAAGCUCUGCUUCGAGAUAUCAAGAGCUGGAAGUCGAAGAUACGAAGAUGAGAUUUAGCUUGACUCCUCAGCCAGGGGAAAGUGGAUUUCAACAAUGGCUGGAUGCGAUGAAGAUGGUAGCACGUUUGCCAGGAGGCAUACCAGCGGAAUUUCGAAAAAGACUUUGGCUGACACUGGCGGAACGUCAUCUGGAUCAGCGUGGUGUAGAUUGGAAGCAGGCUGAAAAGGUUUGCUUCAACGAGUGGAGUAAUCCCGACGACGAGGAGCUCGGUAUACAAAUCGUUAAGGAUCUUCACAGAACGGGCUGCAGUUUGUUUUGCGGAGCAGCUGGACGUGACAAUCAAGCCGUGCUACGUCGAGUAUUGCUUGGCUUUGCGCGAUGGAACAAGUCGGUCGGUUAUUGUCAAGGAUUGAACGUAUUGGCGGCUCUUGUAUUACAAGUGAUGGAUCGCGCUGAAUCAUCGGCCGUGAAAGUGAUGAUUUAUCUAAUAGAGGGUGUCCUACCGGAAGGUUAUUUUGCCGACAAUCUUCGCGGCUUAUCCGUCGAUAUGGCCGUUUUUCGUGAUCUUCUUCGUUCAAGAAUGCCAAAAUUAUCGAAGCAUCUAGAGAUUUUGCAAAGCGACGCAAAGGAUAAGGCUACUGGUAGCAGCUACGAGCCACCUCUAACGAAUGUCUUCACCAUGCAAUGGUUCCUCACGCUCUUUUGUCAUUGCUUGCCGCAAGACGCGGUACUCCGCGUUUGGGAUUUAAUAUUUCUCGAGGGCGAUCAAGUGCUCCUAAGAACGGCCCUGGCCAUUUGGGAGAGUCUUUCCGACCGUAUUAUGACCGUUACGUCGGCGGACGAGUUUUACAGUAUCAUGGGCGUUCUCACGCGAGAAAUGUUGGAAUUUACGGAUACGAAUAAUCUUAUAAAGAACAUCGUCAGUUUGGGACCAUUGCACGGCGUGACAGGUCUUCGAGAAAAGCAUAGGUAUAAUAUUACACCGUGGGCACGGAAAUUAAGCGACGACGAGGACAGCGAUACCGAGGAAGACGAAAGAUUAGCCGUGGCCGCUGCCAUGUUCAGUAUGGCGCAGCGAUUGAAGAAAGGUGAACUUUUGAGUGAGCACAUUUCCUCGACGGUGGGAGCGAUACAAGCGAUGGCUCCUGGCAACGAUCGGGAACGUCUCGCUUUGGACAUCAGUACGUUGAAACAACAGUAUGCUAAGCUUCGAGAACGACAACGGCAAGCUCAUAUUAUACUAUCCGCGGCGUGCGCGAGACAGUCGAUGGUUCCACCGCCCACUUCUCAGGCCAUGAAUCACCUGUUAGUCGGUAAGAAUGCCCUGGUCAGUGGAAAGAAUCGAUCCCUCGGUUUGUCAGCUGCUACGACCCCUUCCAAGACGAGACCGGUCGUUCUUCAAGGUCCACGGGUUACGAGUAAAAAGGAGAGGCAACAGCAAGUCGUCACUUUGCAUUGGAAGGACACGAAGAGGCAGCAGAAACACAAGUUUGGAGAGACAGCUGCCGAGGCUACGAAAUGCAACGAGAAGUUGCCGGCCGAAUCGAAGCCGAAGCCGGAGACGGCGGACGAGGUAACGUCACCGAGAAGCGGGCUCAACGACAGUGACAGCGACAGCACGUCGACCGAGCUCUGCGACGAGGUCGAUCGAUGCAGCGACGUCGACAGCGAGGAGCUAACGUCAGCGUCUGACAAUUAUUACGUCAUGGCGAGCGAAGAGGAGAAAAGCGGGAGGGUCGAGGGUUCUUCGACCUCGGCCAAUUCGCCCGUUCGUGACGCGACGGCUCCUUCCCGUGGCGUCAUAGCGGGAGAUAGUCCCGAUUUAGGUGAUACCUCCUCGUCGAUAGCCAAAAUCACCGAUCAAAUAAGAAGAUUAUCGGCCGAGGAUGACAAUAAUACGAUGGUUCCUCAAGCGCUUUUAAAGGGCGAUAUCAAGAAAGAAGACGAUUGCGUUAAGAGAGGAGCGUCGCUCGAGGCUUCGCUAGAAACGAUGAUACCUUCGAAGUGUUCAAACGGAAUCGACGAGAAGAGGGAAUCUUUAGGUUCCUUUUUAAACGACGAUCGGGAUUAUUUUCAAUUUAAUUACGGCGAAUCAAAGGCUAGCUAUAUUCCGACGAAUAAGGACGAGGAAUCCGUUGGAGGGAACGGCGACGGCGACGGCGACGGCGACGACGAAGUUGGAGGGACGACGAACUCGGAUCUCGGAUCUCGAACGAAAGUUCACGAUUACGAUGGCAGAUACGCUGCCGCUCCGUCCGACGAUUUCAUUUCCAAGGAUAUAUCUUACGACAAGAUGGAGGACAAGAUGGAGGACAAGAGGGAGAAACGUUUCGAAUUGACCUUGAAUUCUUACAAGACCAAGGAAGGAUCCUUGGACAGUUAUAAAAGCACAGAUCUUAAAUCGUCGAAUACAAUCGAGACAGAAGAUCUAAAGAUUUCGCGGGAUUCUUACAGAUCUAUACGUAGUCCCUCGGUAGAGACGGAUUUUAAAGUUUCCUUGCUUUCUUAUAAAUCGUUGAAAUCGUCGAUCGACACGAAAGAUAAAGCUUUGGAUACGUGCGAGUCGUUAAAAUCACCAAAUAGAAUGGAUCAACGGGCCGACGCGUCUCUUCGUUCUUACGAAACAUUAAAUUCACCCGAGACGAGUAAAAGACGAUUUGGCAUAUCUUUGGAUUCUUAUAAAUCUUUAAGAUCGUCGGAUGCGACGAACGAGAAACUUUACGAGACAACCUCUUUGGACUCUUACGGAUCUUUUAAAUCGUCGAACUUGAACGAGAAACGCCUCGAAACAUCUUUGGAUUCCUUUAAAAUAACCGUUCAUAAUUCGGAGACGAACGACAAAACGUUUCAGGAAUCGUCGAGUAUUUACAAUUCUCAAUUGAAAUCGCCGAACGCGAAGAACGACGUAAGUUUCGAAAGCUCGGCGAGGACUUAUGCGAACGUUCUCGGCCAGAUUCCCAGGAGAGAUAUUUCGUUGGACGUUACGUCAACGGGUUCGUCGAUACUGUCUGGACAAAGUUUUUACGCGUCGAAGACUUACGUCGUCGGCCAUCUUCCGAUAAACUCGCCGAUAAACGUGGAUCAAAAAGGAAAUACCACGAGCCGUAGUGUUCUCCCUUACAGCACGGGCUUAAUUGACGAGCCCGUAGACAUCGCGACGAUUCGAAAUUCGGAUAGGCCAGGAGACGAAAAGCUUUGGUGCUUGGAAGGCAAUGUGCCUUCCACGGAGACAACGAGGAAGAAGAGUCCUAGAACGCCGGAUAGCUUAGAAAAGUCGUUUAGCUCGGGCGAGACGAUGGGUCCGGAUUCUAAGGCCUCGAGUAUGACCGUCAGUCCAAGGACGCCGAUUAAAUCGAUCUCCCGAGAGUUCUCCACGGACAAGUCAAACUGUUCCUCGAUAAGCUCGGACUCGAAGACCCUCGUACUUUUGUCAACGACCGAGUCCGACCUGGCCAGAGGGAGUCCAAGAUUGGAAGGGAAGAGAUCGUCCUACGAAAGGUCGACGAGCCCGUCGACGCCGUUCAGCACUGACUCGCUCAAGUACAAAUCAGAUUCGAGCCCGAAAUUAAUCGUAAGCAGCUCCAGCGACUGCAGCUGCAGUCCGAGCAAAAUGAAGUCUUCCGAGAGGUCCUUCAGUUCGGACCUUCGAUCGCCUAUAAGUGCCAAUUCUAUAAAAUACACGUCUACGAGCUACGGGAAACGAGGUCAAGAUAAUAUUUCGGACUCGUCCAUCGAUCCGAGCACGGCCGUCUCGCCGUUUUAUCCGAUCGCACAUCCCAAUCGGAAGACUCCGUCGCCUUACGGGCUUUCCAACAAACGUAGAUCCAGCCGCGAAGGGGUUAGCGCGACCGAUGGGAUCUCGCCGGAACAAAGAUUCCCCGUUUCAAAGGAUUCGAGCAAGUGUUCGAACGGCGCCAAUGGUACCAACUCGGACUCCGGUACCUCGAGGAUAUUCGAAAGCAAAGAGGAAAAUGACAUUUCGAGGAAGAAUUCGUGCUUGAACGCGUUCGAACGCGAGAAAAGCGAUCGUAGAGUUUACGAAUUCGGAGCAAGCUCGAUUCUUUAUAGAGAGGAAAACGAGGAAGGGUCCACGGAGGAUAACGGCGACGAUCGCUCGUCCGAGAAAGACACGGUAUCUCAGUUGCCUCGAGAACAAUUGAACAAGCAUUUCAUGAAUCUUCAUUUCAGGCACAAGGACCGCUCGAAAUUAUUGGAAAGAAGUUCCAGCAGUCUGGAUCGAAGAUUCGCGGAUUUGAAAUCUUCGGUGUCUACGGACGAGCUCUCGGUCUCGAUCGUAAAGAAAAGAUCGAGUGACAUAUUGGAAGACAUGAAGCAUCUCGAGGCUAAGGCCUUCAGCGACGGACCUUCCGAGAGCAUAGGCAUACUCCUCGGCAAGAAGAACAGUUACAUAUGGGAGGAUUUUAAGAAUCUCGAGGCCAGACGACAGGACAAUUUCAGCAAUUCGGCAAGCGACUUUUCGAGACAUCGUCUCGACAUUGGCGAACCGUACAACGGCCUAGACAACGCUAGAAAGUCGUGCUACGUCGUGCGCCCAAAGAUAAAUAUAGACGAGAGCAUCGACAGUAUCCUAAAGACGGUCUCGCGUAACAAGAUUAACGGGAACGACGAUGGUGGCCACGUGGAUGGCCGGGACGACGAGGAGGACGAGGAGAACGACGGUAGAGAAUCGAAAUUGGGCGUUUGGACGAAGGUGAAGCCGAGAAAGAGGGGCGGUAACAACGGCCGGAGGAGUAGCGACAGGGCCUUGAAAAUAAUCCAAGAAAAUUCGGCGAUCCUACAAAAGAUCCUGGCGUGUCAGGCGAAAAAACGUCUACCCGAUCUCGAGGAAAUAACGAAGGAGAUUACGAUCAGCCCUAUAAACGAGGAAAUCUCAAAGAUAUUCAGUCCAAUAUUGGAGAAGAUGGGAUUGAACGAGGACGAGAUAAGCGAGGAAUUGGCGCGAAUUAAUUUCAAAGAUUUCGACGAUAUGACGGGUACGAGCAUUUCCGAAUUCGAUGCGAAGAUCAACGACGAACUAUCGAAGUUAUCCUUGAUAGACGAGACCGAGCGCUUGGACGAUCUCGACGUUGACGAGAUCGUGUCCAAGGAAUAUUUCGAUACGCGGGAGGCCCUGAUAGAUCGGAAGAUUAACGAGGAACUGUCGAAACUAUUGGCGAAUUACGAGGAGGAACCGCGACUGAGCGUGGCGACGUUGGAAAAGGGCUCAUCCAGUCAGAACGUAAGCGACACCGAGGGCCUCGACUUGACCAGCAUCUCGACGAACGUAUUUUCCUACAAAUCCUCGAAUGAUUCUAUCGAGACGAGGAGCGAGCAAGGCUCCUCUAGCCAGGAAAUUCAAUCGAUUCAGCCGGAAAGAUAUCCUCAAUAUGCCGCCGGUCAGCCGUCUUACUCAUCGUCGAGUUACGUAAGAGAUUUGUCGCCUAAAAGUGACAUAGACAUUUACAGGGAGCUCGAAAAAUUGGACAAGAUAUCCUCGGCACAGGUGAUACCCGACACCCCGUUGGACGUUCCAACGAAAAUCUUGUCACCGGUUGCGGUUGCUUACGUCGCUGAUGUUUCUCCUUACACCUCGGACGUAACGAUACGAUAUUCCCCGAAAACUAUGCCAACGUUCAGGGAUGCUUCCCCGUUGAAUCAGGGAUCCUCUUACGAUUCAUACAAGAGCUUCGAUUUUAAAAGCAAUCUGUCCCCAAGGAGGAUACCCAGUAAUCCGUACACACCGCGUCCCUACGACAAUGCGCUUGAUUCGAAUUUCGAGUACUUUGAUCGUGAGCCUACCGUCUCGACGAAUUCCCUCUACGCCGACGUACACCCGAAGAGUCCUAUUUUAACGAAGGAAUCCUUGGAAUUUCGAGUGAGAUACGACGACAACGAGUCACCGACGUUAAAUAUCACCGACGUUCUACCGACCGAGCCCAAACAAAUGGCUAUGGAGAAAAGUGUUUUGUAUUUCGGCGAUCAAACUAACGACCCCAACAAGUCCACCACCGGCAACGAAUCGAGAGCCGUUCCUGCCAGUUCCUUUAUCGAUUAUUCCAACGAAACUAGCAACGUCUUACGUCGCAGCUACGAGCCGGCAUCCUCGCCUAUGGGAAAUUAUAUUCGCGACAAGAAUACCAAUUACGACAGAGUGAUACCUGGCAUGGUAGAAAGCGAAUCGAACGUUGGAACCUAUUUGCGAGAUUAUCAUCCUGCUCUUUCUCCAAAUCGGCGAUUCGAUCAACCCUUCCCACCGGCCAUUGACUAUCUCGCUUCGAAGCUAUCACCCGGCAUCGCCGACGAAACCAAACGACCUGUCUCUCAUCCUGACUUUCCGGAGAAGAUGACGAUCGGCGGCCAAUACACCGAGUCGCUACCUAUCAGAGGCUCCAGUUGUUACAAAAAAUCCUCUUUGAGUUUGGCCAAUAUAGGACGAUCGAGCAAAAGCGGGGAUGAUAGCCUGAACGUCAGCCCAAGUCCGAAGGCUCAAUUCAAUCCGUUCCCGGUGAAGAAUACGUCGAAGAAGCCGAAAGAGUUGGCUCUUAAAUUAGGUCUCUACUCGCCAAAAAAUUCGCCGAGCGGGCCCUCGAGAAGAUCGUAGUGGAUAGCAUUGCUUGUCUCUCUCUCCGAGAAGAUAUGUACGUUUUAUAUAUAUUUUAUAUGUAUAUAUAUAUAUAUAUAUAUAUAUAUAUAUAUAUAUAUAUAUAUAUAUACAUAUAAAAUAUAUUUUAUUUUUCCUUCGAUGAUCCACGAAGGUUCAGUUACGACGAGAAAGCCUACAUGCGAUGGGAAAAGAAAAGAACACAAAACGAUCUUGCAUCAUUGAUGUCCAAGCGCGACGUUUUGAUACACAUCUUUGACGCAUACACUCGCAUAACUUCCUUUUUUAAAUCGACAGGCAAGCCUAAAUCUCUCCUAUUUCUCGUUUGUUUUUGCCUGAUGAUAUAAUUGUAAGUUUGAAAUAUCGACUAGUAUUAAUUGUUAAGUUAAGCGAAGAAACAGGGAAUAGCUCUGCGCCAAGUUUCUCUCGCUCCAAGUUUCAAAUAAAUUGAAUCAAUUGGAAUAAUGAAAUGUGGCGAAAAGGCCACUUGAAAGAUUAGCUUUCCGUAAGUGGUACGAUAACGAGCAGUUGACGUUUGAUCUUGUACCUGUAAUUCCAAGUUACUAUCAUUCGCAUUACGACGUUUAGCCCGUUGUUUCAUUAACGAAUUCGUUUCGACCUCUACCACUUGCGAAAGUUUUUCAAGAGAAGGAGUUAAGAACGACAAGCGCUAUGAAACACUGAAAUUUUCCAAUAAAUGCCUUUGGCUCCCUCCAAUUUUGCUGAUUAUGCGCAUAUAUGUAUAUAUGUGUAUACAUACACAUAUACAUGCAUACAUAUAUACAUAUAUAUUAAAUUAUAUUAUAUGAAAUUAUAUUAUAUAUAACAUUUCACGUACCGUAUCGUUGAGACGUAGCAAAGAUUUUAGAGAAGCACCGAGCUUCAUUCCUCUUUCGCUUUCUUACACUGAUACUCGUUAUCACGAGCCAAGCCUGAACAUUUUGUGAUAAGAAUCAUAAGCAAGUGAAGAUCUCGAGGCGAUCGAGAAUUCCUCGCGCAGUUAGAAACACAAUUUGAAGAUAAGAACGUUUCAAGAGAUGACGUUUUACGAUAUUAUUUCGCGUGCUUGAUUCGUUAAAUGUACAGCCGCGCAGAUACAAUAAUUAACGUUGAACGUGAGUAAACCGCGAGCAGCAUAUUUACAUUUGCAAAAGCUACGCGUCUCAUAACCGAUUAACAUAAUAGGCAGUAGAAGGAAGAUUGUACAUACGUACGAAAGGAUUGUGUAUAUUUAGUCGAAGAAUCGCAGACACACACAAACACAAUAUUAAAGCCUCCACGAAAUCGUUUUAUAUAAAAUAAAGGUAGUAUUUUUAGAUGUUUCUAAUAAAGAGGAUCUUCAUAUUAAAAGAAUAAGAGAAAAAGAUACGCAAGCUUAGCGCAGGAUACACGCCUAGCUCUUUUUCCUAAUGCAAUUUAUCGACUUUAUAGAAAUCAUUACAUUACCUUCAUCUUCCAGGAAGAUGUUGCAAUUUAAUUACGCGAAAAGCCUCGAUUAAAUUAGCGUUAUCGAACAUUUUUGCGAUGCGAUACUUUUUUGUUUCUUUCUUGCCCCUUUUUUUUUCUUCCCCCCCCCCACCCCACCCCCCCCUUUUUUUUUUACUGGUCUGUCGCCGUUUAAUUUCCCAAUAUUAAGUAGAUUCUCAUUGAUCGCCGUAAUAAAAGAUAAUUGUUCCAUUCAUCUGUGAUAGAGAAUAGAGAGAUGACGUAUUUACCGAACGUAGGGAAUUCCGUAUUAAGUAUCGCCAAACAUGUUAAUCGCUUUUUAAUCGAAAGAAAAAAAAAAGAAAAAAAAAAGAAAAAAAAAGAGAGAGAAAACGAACAUCGUACAUUAUUAUCCAGAAUCUUUAUAGCUUGAGAAAAAAGAAAAAAGAAAAAAGAAAAUAAAUAAAUAAAAAGAGAGAAAAAGUAUCCUACAAUUUUACGUCUACAACGCGGAACAAUAUUUCCUUUCGAAUUCUUUACACCUUUCUUUUAUACUUUUGCACGAAUUUUUCGAAAGCGAUUUUUCUACCGACCUCGGAAUCUCGAUUAUGUUAUUUACAAUAUAAUCCUUGAAAAAGAGCGACGCCAUAAAGAAAGCACAAUGUUUCGAAUGAACGAUCGUAAGGGCGAUUAUUAGGAAAUGCUUUAAAGUUCGAACGGGAACUUUACUUCUACUAUUAUCUAUUAUUAAUUGUCAUUGUACAAUGCCCAUCUGUUCUUGUUAGUUAUCCCACUUGUUGAAGACGUAAUUAAAGAAUUAAUAGCACGUCGGUGUACGCUUGCACGAUAAAGAAAAAAAUUUAUUACGUUUUAGCGAGAUUUUACCGAGCUAAUUAGAAUAAACAUAUGCAUUCGGUAGCCGGAUUAAAGUGAUAAAAAUUAGUUGCCGAGCCGUCUCCCGACAAACUUGUGCUCGAAAUUUCCUCGUGCCGAAGUAUACAGAUAUUAUAGUAUAUUUAUGCGUUCGAGGUAGAGAUAAACGGUCCAAACAGCGACGGCUGUUGUCCGUAUGUUGCGUGCUUACAAAUAAAUACGAUAGAAGAGAGAAGAGAAUAAUAUAAUAAAUGAAUUAAUUAAUGUCCCUUUGAUAAUAUUAGACGUUCCAUAUGACACGCGAUUCGCUGAAAACAAAGUACCUUUGCAAGUUUGCCACUAAAAAGUAUUAGGUCAGAUUUGUAUGUAUGUAGUAUAUCGGUGCGUCUUGGUUGUAUGUACACGUAUUAAGAGCGUGAGAUUAAAAAAAGAGAAUAAGACCUACUACAUAUGUUUUGAAAAUCUAGUAUUACGUAUUAGCUUUAAACCUUUGUCCGUGCUAAUUGUGGUUGGAUUUAAUGAACUGGAAACAAUGUUCCGAAGCCUGUGAGGAAGAGAAAGUAAAAUUAUACACAUAAGGAGGUAUUAGCACUACGGAAUAGGAAGUUUAACUAGAUAAUAAAGUAACUAAUUAGUACGUAAAACUUGUCAUAUGUAACGAGAUAUCAGUAUCGGCGGUGUUACUAAUUUUUCUGCUUUCUCUGAGUCGACGAGAGGAUUUAAUAUAUAUUCGAUCGUUGGAUGGUUGACUUUGUCGCGAAGAAAAUAUUAUACAUCGUCCUCUUUUCCGAUCCUCUUUCUCUCUCUCUCUCUCUCUCUCUCUCUCUCUCUCUCUCCUUCUCUUUCCUGUUCCUCUUGAAAUAUUAAUGGUUGACAAUAUAAAUUUGGAUCGUUUGGUAAAGUUACCAAAUAAAAAUUGUAAAGUAAGUAGCGUUUUUGUACGAGACACAAUUAGAGCGCGAGAAGCGAUAGAGUAUUAAAGAGAGAAAUACAAAGGAGAGGGAAAGAAAAGAUAGAACGGUUCGAGGUUGUAAAAGUUAAACGGAACGCUUCAUAGAAAUUCGAUAAUAACACUCUCCGAAGAGACCUACGAGAUUUUAGUUUGGAGAAUCGUUACUAGCCAGACGGAUCACAGAUUUUACUAUGCGUCGUCGCUCUUCGAUCGAAGAAAAACGAUCGAGGUAUAUAUGUGGUACUUACAUAGUCGUCGGUGAGAGUGGUGCCAUGUUACAAGACUGUAUAAAUUCCAAAUGCAUAGAAUUAUGAGAGACGAGGGAAGAAAAGUAAAUAAAUAUAUUGACACAGAGAA
This is a messenger RNA of Vespa velutina, 12227 nucleotides long. RefSeq lists its product as uncharacterized. Gene Ontology annotation, cellular component: endoplasmic reticulum. NCBI's taxonomy places the organism in Eukaryota, Metazoa, Arthropoda, Insecta, Hymenoptera, Vespidae. The coding region runs from base 1964 to 8620 and encodes 2218 amino acids. The transcript has 10 exons. The record is from RefSeq and is a predicted model, not a curated record.